GCUUUGACACCGGUUGAGCACUGGCUGAUGUGCUAGCUUGAAGUAGCCAACAAGACGAAACUACAGCUCUAUUUUUCUGACCUUUGUGAGUAAUGGCAACACAAAUGAAAGACAAAGAAGCUUACCAAAGACUGAACUAUCUUUACCAGGCUGCGCAUUGUGUUUUAUCUGAAAACUCGGAAAAUGUGGAGCUGGCUCGUUUCUACUGCUUCACACAGAGGACCAUUGCAAGACGUCUAGUUCUUAGACAAGACCCAUCAGUGAAGAGAACAUUAUGCAAGAAGUGCUGCUCGUUGCUCAUCCCUGGUGUAACUGCUACAACAAGACAGCGAAGAAAAAACACAAAGACUCGCUUCACUGUUCUGAGGUGCCUCAGCUGUGGGCAGAGCAAAAAGUUACUGAACAAUCCAGAUCAUUGUUUGUGGGUGGACCGUCCUGAGGCUCAGCUGCAACAACAAAAGCAGCCAGAACCAGGCCCUUCUCGUAAGAAGCAGCCAAAAGACCAAGAGCCUGAUGGAUCGGUGUCUUCUAAACCCAGUGCUGCCCCGAACACUGCCAGCACGUAGCAGCAGUCCUGCUCUUCUGACUGACAUAUGAAUAGCUGAGUAAUUUAUUCAUUUUAGUUUUUUGGCUUCUGUGAGAUCAUUUUUUGUUUAUUUCUACAACGUGUUCAUCUGUGUCUCACAGCAUAAUUUUUAAUGCCCACUGGGUGGUGUACUACACAUGUUGGAUUCAAAGGAGGAAAUGUUGGUGAAAGUGUGGUUUUUUUUCUAAAAGGAAAGCUUUACUGAUAAGAAUGGUUUUCUCAAAAACAGUCAACAAGAAUGGAAAAUUUCGUUAAUUUGCCAUUAUUUUUUUAUGGUUGAUAUGUUUUCUGUACAGACAUGUAACUGUUAUCUGAGGCAAAUAUGUCCUGACCAUUAACCAAUUGUUGUCAAAUACUUUCCUACAUGUUUGAUUACAAUAAAAGAAAAAUUGCAGCUUC
Messenger RNA from Chelmon rostratus (copperband butterflyfish), 985 nucleotides. It is a transcript of the gene rpp21, whose product is annotated as ribonuclease P 21 subunit. The transcript has 5 exons. Lineage: Eukaryota; Metazoa; Chordata; Actinopteri; Chaetodontiformes; Chaetodontidae. Gene Ontology annotation, cellular component: nucleolar ribonuclease P complex. Gene Ontology annotation, biological process: tRNA processing. The coding region runs from base 93 to 566 and encodes 157 amino acids. The record is from RefSeq and is a predicted model, not a curated record.